AGAUAAGUUUUCUUGUAUCAAUGCACAUCUGAAUACUUGUAUUUUUUGUGCCCUAAAGAGCGCAUAUCAGCGUUGGAGAAUGUUUAAUCCAAUUUACAAUUAAAGAUUACAAAUGAAAUAUUCAAUUAUCAAUUGCCAUUAACGAUUAAAAUUUUACUUACACCAAUGUUAAUCAUAUGAUACGAUUAAAUUAAUAAUUUAACCAUUAGUUCGAUUAAUGAUUAACAAUUGAAGUCUUAAUCGUUGUAAAAUUAUUGUUUUUUCUUAUAUAUUUUUGUCGUUUUCUUAUCACCAUUCAAAAAUUGAGCAAAACAAUAAGCGAAAUGAAAAUAAUUCUACAAAAUGGAUAAUCAAUGAUUCUGCUUUGUAAUUAUACAUAAAAUAAAACGAUUCAAUGAUUACAAAGUGUCUGUAGAGUAGUUCGUCAAUGAUUCACAGGGUAUCUACGAAGAGAUUCGUCAAUGAAUAAUUUUACCAUUGACGAAUUACUCCAUAGCACUUCAUGAAUCAUUGACGAACUAAUCUAAUAAAAUUACUCUCAUUUCGCAUCAAUUGAUAAUUGGAUAUUUCAAUUUUAAUUCUUAGUUAUAAAUUGAAUGAAAUAUAGCACAACACUAGUACAUAUUAAUUACGGUAUUACCAAUAGUUUCUAUAGAUUUAUACUAGUGAACAUGAUACUUUUAAUGUCAGUUUGCAUGAUUAAAAUUCAUGUGUGCAUAUACCUCACAUACAUGGUACUUGCUGGAAUUUGCUAAGAUGUAUAUAUAUAUAUGUAUAUGUAUAUGUAUAUAUGAUUACAAUAUAAUAAUUCAUAAAUAUUUAUCUAUUUUGCAUUUGCACGCAGAUAUACAAACAUAAUAAAAAAAACCAUAGAGAUGAGAUAUAUUAAGAUUAUUGCUUAUGAUAUGAAUAAAUAAUUAAUAUUUAAAAACAAAUAUUUAUAAUCAUGGAUAUAACAAUACACGAUAGACUUAAUGCUUUGCAACAAAUUAGUCAACGAAAAUUUAUUGAAAUAUUAGAUAUAAUUCCUGGUACAAAAGAUUUAAUAAUAGAACAGAAACUUAUAAAAAUACUUGAUAGCUUUAUAGGAGUCACCACACUCAAACGAUAUGAAGUUGAUAAAAUAUAUAAAUUGGAGCAAGGAUUAAAACUAUCAAAUAGUCAACGUAUAUUUCUAGUGUCUAGUAAUUUAACAUCUUGUAAAAGAGUACUGGAUCAAAUUCAAUCAGAAAUAUCUCAUAUUACAUCCCAUGUACAGGUCUGUCAUCAUUUAUUAGUUGUACCAUUUAUUCCUACUGUAUUCCAUACAUUAAUAGAAGAAGAAGGACUCAGUGGAUUAAUUACAAUAUAUCCAUUAAGUUAUGAGUUAAUACGAUUAGAUGGAAACGUUUUAUCAUUUGAAAAUUCAUUAUUUACGGACUUAUAUUAUUAUAAAGAUGGGACUCUUCUACCUGCAAUGGCACGUAAUUUGUGGUCAUUAUUUCUUGUGCUUGGUUCACCCAAACUUAUAUUGUCGUUUGGAAAAUAUAGUCAACAAAUUUUAAGAUUUAUUGAAUCCAUAAAACAGUCUGUAAAAUCUUGUAAAACGGAAAAUGAAAUUGGUGCUUUUAUUUUAAUGGAUAGAAGUUACGAUAAAGUUACUACACUGUUGACACCAGUAACAUACUCAAGUUUAUUAAAUGAAGUUUUCGACAUAAAUGUGGGUGUGAUAUAUACUGGUAAAACACAAAGAAAGUUAGAUCCUGAUAAAGACCAAAUAUAUGGAGAAGUUCGUGAUAUACCUUGUAGUAAUGUCUUCCCAAUAUUACAUGAAAAAACCAAAUCACUCAAAUCUGAACAGGAGGCAAUAGAAACAAUGAAACUUGCUGAAAUGGGACAAUACAUAACAACAAAAUUACAAAAAUCAAGAGAUAUGACACAACAAUUAGUUUUUCAUAUAUCAGCUUGUCGAACAAUUGUAGACACAUUAGGAUCUGAGUUUCAAACGUUACAAAGCAUUGAAAAAUUGAUACUUGAACGUAAAGGAAGGAAAGAGUGUUUGAACUAUAUUGAGAGAAAUAUAGAUGAAAAUCCAUUGAAAUGUUUACGUCUUUUGUGUCUCUUAUCCAUUUGUAAUGAUGGCAUUGUUUCUUCAGAUUUACAAUCCAUUCAGAAAUUACACCUUCAUGCCCAUGGUUACAAAAAUAUUCCAUUAUUUUAUAAAUUGCAGAACGUUGGUUUAUUGAAAAUUAAAACAGAAAGUGGUAUUAAUAGAUUAACAGAUCAAAGUAAUGAGUGGACUAGUAAUGUACAACGUUUCAAACUUUUACCAAAUAAUACAAAACAUAUUGAAUCAAAAGGUUCUACAUGUCCCAGCUAUGUUUUUCAUAAUGCUUAUAUACCACUUAUAGCACAAAUUUUAAAUAUCGUCGUCAAUCAAGAAAAAGAAAGCAAAAAUUUUGAUGAAAUAUUGAAGUUACCAGACUGUCUUAUGAAUGGUCAGCGUGGUAUACUGUCACCAAAAAUAAUUGUAAUUUGUAUUAUUGGAGGUAUCUCUAAUGCAGAAAUAUCUGCAUGUAGACUUAUAGAAAAAUCGAUGGGUAUUAAACUUGUUCUCGUAAGUGAUAGUACAAUAACUGGUAAUAAACUUAUAGAAAAGAUACAAGAAAUAUAAGAUGAUCAUGUAAAAUUAUAUUUAGUUUGAAUAUUAUUUAUUAGUUUUAUAUAAAGAAUUUCUGGAAAGUAAUGUGACGUGAUUUGCUUUAUUUAUCUUAUGUAUGCAUAAUGUCAUACUAUAAGCGAAUGUAGCAAUAUAAUAAUAACAUUACAUAUUAAACAUUUUUUUAUUUAUUUUCAUUUUUUUUUUUUGUACUAUUUAUCAUUUCAAUAAUUUCGGUUUUCUUCUCGAUUACGAUCACGAUCACGAUCGCGUCUCUGUCUUCCCCAAUCUUGUCCUUGUCGAUUAUAAUUUUGACGAUCACGGAAGUUUCCUUGAUUUCCUCUCGAAAAGAAGUUGCCUGAAAUAAUAUGUAUUCACAUAUUAACAUUAACUUCUGCAUUCUUAAUUAAUACACAAUUAUAUAUAUAUGUAGAUGCUAGAAUAUGUAAACAAUAUAUUUGCUAUGUUUAGUUACAUUACCUUGUUUCAUUUCAAAAAUACGUUCAUUAGAAUCUACGAAAUUAUUUACUUUGUCACUAAGUUGUAAUGCAAGUGAUUGUAAACGACUAGGCUCACUUCGAUGCAUUACAACAGUUUCUGUUGGAUCAUCCAAAGAAGCCUAUAAAAAUAUGAAUUAUAAUUUAAUAUAUGUUUUAUAUUAUUUUAUGAAAUAUAAAAAAUAAAUAUUUUUAAUAUAC
Messenger RNA from Vespa velutina, 3336 nucleotides. It is a transcript of the gene Vps33B, whose product is annotated as vacuolar protein sorting-associated protein 33B. The record is from RefSeq and is a predicted model, not a curated record. NCBI's taxonomy places the organism in Eukaryota, Metazoa, Arthropoda, Insecta, Hymenoptera, Vespidae. Gene Ontology annotation, biological process: vesicle-mediated transport; intracellular protein transport. Bases 947 to 2653 code for a protein of 568 amino acids. The transcript is spliced from 8 exons. Gene Ontology annotation, cellular component: lysosome; CORVET complex.